AUGUUAGCUGUGGGGCAGAUGGAUACUAAUCGCCAGAGUGCAUUUGUUCUGAGCAGUACACCGCUGGCUGCUCUGCAUAACAUGGCUGAAAUGAAGACGUCUCUAUUCCCCUACACCCUGCAGAAUCCCUCCAGCUUCAAAGCACCAGCCCUGGGCGGACUGAACACACAGAUCCCCUUAGGGACGCCGCACGGAAUAAGCGACAUCCUGGGGAGACCUGUUGGAACCACCAGCAAUCUCCUCACCGGGCUGCCCCGGAUUAAUGGACUGGCUGCCUCAGCAGGGAUGUAUUUUAACCCCGCAGCUGUGUCCAGGUACCCAAAGCCCUUGGCAGAGCUGCCUGGGCGACCUCCCAUUUUCUGGCCGGGAGUUAUGCAGGGAUCUCCCUGGAGAGAUCCGAGAAUCGCCUGUCCUGCCCAGGCUGGAAUGGUUCUGGACAAAGAUGGAAAGAAGAAACACUCAAGACCAACUUUCUCAGGGCAGCAGAUUUUUGCUUUGGAGAAAACAUUUGAACAAACUAAAUACUUGGCAGGACCUGAGAGAGCUCGUCUGGCCUAUUCGUUAGGAAUGACAGAAAGUCAAGUUAAGGUGUGGUUCCAGAACAGAAGGACGAAAUGGAGAAAGAGGCACGCAGCAGAAAUGGCCUCAGCUAAGAAAAAACACGAUUCAGAGACGGAGAAGCUGAAGGAGAGCUCAGAUAAUGAGGACGAUGAUGAAUAUAACAAACCUCUGGACCCCAACUCAGACGAUGAAAAAAUCACGAGGUUAUUGAAAAAGCACAAAUCCACAAAUUUAGCCCUCAUCAGCCCCUGCAGUAACAACUCGGAUACUUUGUGA
Messenger RNA from Terrapene triunguis (Three-toed box turtle), 837 nucleotides. RefSeq names its product NK6 homeobox 2 (gene NKX6-2). Gene Ontology annotation, cellular component: nucleus. The record is from RefSeq and is a predicted model, not a curated record. Lineage: Eukaryota; Metazoa; Chordata; Testudines; Emydidae. Gene Ontology annotation, biological process: cell differentiation; regulation of transcription by RNA polymerase II. Gene Ontology annotation, molecular function: DNA-binding transcription factor activity, RNA polymerase II-specific; RNA polymerase II cis-regulatory region sequence-specific DNA binding. The transcript is spliced from 3 exons. Bases 1 to 837 code for a protein of 278 amino acids.